This is a messenger RNA of Capsaspora owczarzaki ATCC 30864, 1781 nucleotides long. RefSeq lists its product as hypothetical. The record is from RefSeq and is a predicted model, not a curated record. Bases 23 to 1735 code for a protein of 570 amino acids. Gene Ontology annotation, cellular component: precatalytic spliceosome. Gene Ontology annotation, molecular function: protein binding. The transcript has 12 exons. Gene Ontology annotation, biological process: mRNA splicing, via spliceosome. NCBI's taxonomy places the organism in Eukaryota, Filasterea, Ministeriida, Capsasporidae.
AUUGCUUUGAGCUGCUCGUGCAAUGUUCACUGCGCCCAUCAUUGCGCCCAUCGUCGUGGCAGGGACCACUUCGUCAGCUGCUGCACCUGGCACCGAUGCCACCACGUCAUCAUCAGCAGCAGCAACAUCAGCAACAUCAGCAACAUCAGCAGCAGCAGCAGCAGCAGCGAGUGCAAGCGAUCCUAUCUCUGCGUCGAUCGACAUUGAAGCGACAGAUGUGAUUCGGCUCGUCCAGCAGUUCCUCAAGGAGAAUGGCUUGACGCGCACCCUCGCCACUCUGCAGGACGAGACGAGCGUUACGCUCAACACGGUGGACAACCUCGAAACGUUCGUCUCGGACGUCAUCAAUGGCCAUUGGGAUUCUGUGCUCAACGCAGUCCAGCAACUCCAGCUGCCCGACAAGAAGCUGAUUGACUUGCACGAGCAGAUUUACAUUGAAUUAGUCGAGAUGCACGAGACGGGAGCCGCAAAAUCCUUGCUCAAGCAAGGCGAGCCUCUGUUGCUGUUGAAAAAGCACCAGCCGCAUCGCUACCAGCAUCUUGAAGGCUUGCUCGCCCCGCGCGCUUACUGGGACCCCCAAGAGGUCUAUCUUGAUGGGAGCUCGAAGGAGAAACGACGGACCAUGAUUGCUCAUGCUCUUGCCGCCGAAAUCCACGUCGUCCCCGCAGGCCGACUCCUCUCGUUGAUUGGCCAAGCUGUCAAGUGGCAGUACCACCAAGGUCUAAUCCAGCCAGGAGCUUCGUUCGACUUGUUCCGAGGGCGCAAAGUCCAGCACGCGAUCGAGGAAGAGCAGCUUCCGACCCAGCUGGGCGCUUCGAUCAAAUUUGGCAAGCAGUCACACCCGGAAUGCGCCAAAUUCUCGCCGGAUGGUCAGUACCUAGCAACUGGCAGUGUGGAUCACUUUGUGGAGCUGUGGAAUCCGCACACUGGCAAAAUUGCACAAGAUCUCCGAUACCAAGCAAAGGAUGACUUUAUGCUGAUGGAGUCAACUGUUCUUUGUCUCGGCUUCUCCGUGGAUAGCGAGAUGCUUGCGACUGGCGCGCAAGACGGCAAGCUCAAAAUCUGGCGUGUGCAAACUGGAGAAGUGCUGCGAAGGUUUGAAAAGGCGCACAAUGGCGGUUUGACGAGUGUCAAGUUUUCGCGCGAUAACAGCCAAGUGUUGACCACUUCGUUCGACCAAACCAUCAAGUUGCACGGUCUCAAAUCUGGCAAGACCUUGAAGGAAUUCCGUGGCCAUGUGUCUUUCGUCAACGAUGCCAUCAUUACGCACGAUGGUCAGUUCGUGAUCAGCGGCAGCAGCGACGGCACAGUCAAAGUAUGGGACAUGCGUACGACAGAGUGCACGACGACUGUGAGGCCGCAUUCUGGCGUUGCCAACCGCGAGAUUGCCGUGACGGCGAUUUUGCCAAUCCCGCGUAACACGGAGCAGUUCCUCAUCGUGUCAAAGUCAAACGCCCUGCAUGUCAUCAAUCUCAACGGCCUUGUUGUGCGGACACUCCAGUCGUCGACCAUUGCCUGCGACUUUGUGGCUGCCUCCAUUUCUCCCCGAGGAGAGUUUGUGUACGCGGUUGGUGAGAAUCGACGACUGUAUGCCUUCCGAUUGGACACUGGCGAGCUUGAAGGCAACGAGAUGGAGCUCCACGAGAAGGAAGUGAUUGGAAUUGAGCAUCAUCCUCAUUUGAAUAUCGUAGCGACGUUCAGUGAGCAAGGUCCCUUGAAAUUGUGGAAGCCUUAACGAUUUGUUGAAUACACGAUGGAGCUCUCGGCUCGCACAACCAACA